AUGGGUAAGGGUACUCCUUCAUUCGGUAAACGUCACAACAAGUCCCACACUUUGUGUAACAGAUGUGGUCGUCGUUCCUUCCAUGUUCAAAAGAAGACCUGUGCUUCUUGCGGUUACCCAGCUGCCAAGACCAGAUCUUACAACUGGGGUGCUAAGGCUAAGAGAAGAAAGACCACUGGUACUGGUAGAAUGAGAUACCUAAAGACCGUUUCUAGAAAGUUCAAGAACGGUUUCCAGACUGGUGUCCCAAAGUCUGAAUCUGCUUAA
This is a messenger RNA of Torulaspora globosa, 267 nucleotides long. It is a transcript of the gene RPL37A, whose product is annotated as 60S ribosomal protein eL37. The record is from RefSeq and is a predicted model, not a curated record. Gene Ontology annotation, cellular component: cytosolic large ribosomal subunit; ribosome. Gene Ontology annotation, biological process: translation. The transcript has 2 exons. Bases 1 to 267 code for a protein of 88 amino acids. Gene Ontology annotation, molecular function: RNA binding; structural constituent of ribosome. NCBI's taxonomy places the organism in Eukaryota, Fungi, Ascomycota, Saccharomycetes, Saccharomycetales, Saccharomycetaceae.